UCAUUCGGCCCGAACGUGCGCUGGGUACGGCAGUAUAAUAUCUAGUCGGCCGCUAUUACGCAAGAAUUUUCCCGCAGUUAAUUAUAGGAUCUUGUCGCAAUCAUAGACGGCUGGUUCUUUCAGAGCAGUCGUCGGCAUGCCGAUCGGCUCCGGCAGCAGCAUUCUUGGUUUACCUUUUUCUGUCCUUUCAUUUUUAUUCUUCGAUCGUCGCGUCUUCUUUCCUUAACGAAGCCCUUGCAAACGGAGCCACAUUUUUUCCUCGUGCAAGCCGCCUCCCUCCCUACCUGUGCCCCGAUGCUUGCGGUAUUAGUUGCCUCGUCCAUAGGCACGUGGCAACCAUGCGAACUUCGUGGAUACUGUUCGCCGUGUUCACGUUGCUCUUCUGGGAACUGUGGGAUCGUGUGCCAUUGCUUCACCAACUUGGAAGCCUUGCAGGAUCUCUGGUGAUCAUCCUGUUCGCGUCCUACUGCUUAUCCGGCUUCGUAUGGAAGACCUUCUUUGUCAAGCAUCUGUCCUGCGACGGUAAAGCUGUUCUGAUCACAGGUUGUGACACCGGAUUUGGAUACGCACUCGCUACUCGACUGAGCCGAGACGGCUUCCUGGUAUUCGCUGGAUGCCUCGAUUCCAAAAGUGAGGGUGCCAAGGCCCUCGGCAAACUGCGAAAUGUGACGGUGCUUCAGAUGGACAUCACCAAAGCCGAGCAAGUUGAGGCCGCAUUCGAAAGAGUUCAGCAAGGACUGGGUUCCAGAGUUCUCUGGUCCGUAGUCGCCAACGCUGGUGUACGGAACAAUGGCCUGCUGGAGUGGAUCACAAUGGAGAGCAUCAUCAAGAUAUUCGACGUGAACGUCUUCGGAACCCUAAGGGUCAUCAAGAAGUUCCUCCCGAUGCUGAAAAAGAGCAAAGGACGCAUGAUUGUUGUGACUAGCCCGUUUGGGCACGUGACGAUGCCGAUGGGAGUGCCAUAUUGCAUGACCAAGUACGCCUUGGUGUCGAUGGUUGAUGGGCUGCGACGAGAAUGUCGAGGAAAGGGUGUGGAUUUUGUCUCCAUAGAGCCCAUUGCAUACAAAACGCCGAUCACGACGAAUUUCGGGUCUCAUGCCGAGACGCAGCUAGAGCUUCAGCAGCAGCCACCAGAGGUCGUGGCCGACUACAGUGCGGAGGAAAUUCAGCGGUGGCUGGACACGCCCAGGCACCUCUACCACUUCAUCAUGAGAGACGAUAUCAACGAAGUGGUCGACGAGAUGGUGUUGGCUAUCCGGGAGACCGACCCCAAGAUCCGCUAUGUUACAAAGAUCCGGCUAGGCGGCUUCUUGUACUAUGCAGCCGCAUUACUGCCUACAGAACUGUUGGACCUUUUAAUCGGAGUGGGCCUCAAGAUGCUGCCAUUCGUGUCGCGAAUGAUGAGGACAUAGGUGCCAGAAAAGCCGAGUGACUCUGUAGGAGUAUUACUGAGUGAUGAAAUGUAAGGUAAUUCGCCGGACGCGGAAAUUUGCGCAAAAUAUACUAUAGGGAUUUUCUACGGUGCUGCUUGUGCUCGUCACUACUAAAUAACCGUGCAUUAGAAUUACGGACAGUGCACUGAUAAGCGCAAGCUCUAUUCUAGUGGCGGCUUCAAAUAGAUUUCGGGGUCCCUUCAGUACCUUCUGGAAGCUCAUUUUUCAUCGCCGAGAUUCGCCUUAGGACAUUUUUUAGCCAAGCGUAACCUCCAACUUUAACGAUUAGGUGCUGUUCAUAACAUUGCAAACUGGCCGAAAACACCAUAUAGAUUUAGCGGGACACGUGCCCAAAAGUGUUGCAAUUUAUUGAGCUGCGAUUGUUGCGAAUAUAUAACGUUUAUAACAAAAAUAAUGUUGCGAUGUGCCUUAAAGGAACACCAGCAUGACAUUUAGUGUCCUUGAAUUUUUUUCCCCCAUUUUAUUUACGCCCUUCUUGACGUCAAAACCACAGAAUCAAUGCUGGCAAGCCUCAAAGCAUCCUUAAAAAGUAGCUAUAUUGGUGCUUCUUACGAAUCAGUUUCAGUUGCUUUUCUUGUCAGGCGUAUGUGUCACGACGUCAUGGCGCUGAUUUUGGUCACGUGAGGAGCGCCAACUUGUGACGUUUUGGCACUCGCGCCGGUUCGCUCAGACGACCGAGUUCAGGUACUGAUGGAAAACGAGACUUUAACUGGUUCAUAAAAAACAAUUUAUUACAUUAACUUGAGCUUCUUCACGCUUGCCGGUAUUUUUCUUAGGGUUUCCAUGUCGACGAUCACCAUUUUAAACGAUAAAGAAAUAGUCGACAUUGACAUGUCCGUACACUUUUAACAGCCAAUCCUUGCUAAAUCGCUGGAAUGUGUAUCUGCAAACCAGGAUUCCUACAGCAAACAAGCAAUUGCAGCGUCACCUCUCAUAAACAUAGCCCGAAAGUUGGGAAAUCUGCGAAAUCCGGCGGGCGUGGCCAACUUACUCUGACAACUGUGCUAACAAUUAUUUCUAUGCUGUUUCGUGCUUCCUGAAGAGACUUACUUUUUCGUCGUAAAAAUACUGCGAACUUUGUGAUGCUUACCUAAGUUUCCUGUUCUGACGCCAUCUCUCAUCAAUUUUUUUUCUUUCCUUAGGUCGUGCCGUACUUGCGAGAAGUAUUCAAGCGCGCGUUUCUGUGCGCAAGGGGGCCUGGACCUGUGGUACUUUGUAUAUUCAACACUCUUGACUGCUCUUAGACUUUCUGUUUGUUAACAUCUGGGAUUUCUAGCUCACUAUUGCGAUACCCUUGCCGGAGUCAGGAAAUAUGGCAUUUUCUACAAAUUGUUUAGGAACAUCCUUUGUUGUGAAUACAUGUAGAAUAUUAAAUUAGUUGUAAUUCCCACCUGGCUCAGAGAUAUGAUACGGGCUUCGGGUUUGAAUACAGUGGUUUGAAUUAUUUUUGUGCCUCUUCCCGAAGAAGCAAAUGUAUAAACAUUAUCGAUGAAGUUUCUUGCUACAUAAAUGAUAAACAUGACUCUUCCG
Dermacentor andersoni is the source of this 2984-nucleotide messenger RNA. RefSeq names its product short-chain dehydrogenase/reductase family 9C member 7-like. Gene Ontology annotation, biological process: steroid metabolic process. Gene Ontology annotation, cellular component: intracellular membrane-bounded organelle. The record is from RefSeq and is a predicted model, not a curated record. NCBI's taxonomy places the organism in Eukaryota, Metazoa, Arthropoda, Arachnida, Ixodida, Ixodidae. Gene Ontology annotation, molecular function: oxidoreductase activity.